AAUUGAUGAUAUGGAACCAAUUUCAUUCCGUGUUCAGUUUUGAUGGUUAUGGUGCUACUCAUGAUGGCUACUGCUGCUGCAAACGAAUACACCAACUACAUCGUUGGCGGCGAUGCUGGCUGGUUCUUCGAUCCCGUUACAAACGCCUCUGCUAGUAAAUUACACUUAUUGGGCCACAAAUCAAACCAUCAAUCUCAGCGACUAUCUCAGUCGACCUGCAAAAAAAUAGUUGCAGUCUCCAGGGAAGACGAUGGAGCUCAGGCAAGAUAACUUUGCAGUGUUGGGGUUUCAGUGAGAGGAGAAGGGGCUUCUGAUGGAGUUGCACGAGAGGAAACGGACAAAUUAAAUUUACCCUUUAUUAUCUAAACAGCGAAGACGAUGGAGCUCAGGCAAUUUUUUUUGCAGGUCAACCUGCUUUUCUCUUUCCCCUAUUAAAUUAUAAUGGAUUUU
Molecule: messenger RNA, 450 nt
Organism: Rubroshorea leprosula
Lineage: Eukaryota; Viridiplantae; Streptophyta; Magnoliopsida; Malvales; Dipterocarpaceae
Source: the annotation of a GenBank genome assembly